UGGGACAGAUACAAUGAUGCGGUGUCUAUAUAAGUUGAUGGGUGCGAUAUAUCAGUCACUGAGCUAAAUUGACUUUUGCGAGGAGCGUUAUCAGAGCAGCCAGUCAAACAACUGUCUAUGCCUGACUGAAUCACAACUGCGGAUAACGUUCAAGAAUCUCAUUAGACACAGUGGUUGACGAGAAUAAAACAUUCUAGUGCCCUUACUUGGAAGCUUCUCCGAUACGCAAAAGAAAGGUACUUUUGUGGUAUUCUCAACAACGCGUGUUUUCCUGAAAGAAUAUUGAACAAGUGAACCAAGAAUGAUUCCACCCAGUCCAGGGCUCACCGACACAAGAUUCCGCGGUCAGACCGAGACGAACCGGGGAGCCACUGCGCUUCUCCUGGACAACAUCAAAACCCCAAUCAGGACCGAGUCAUUUAAGGAGCUAUACAACGUUAUACCUGGCAAAGAGCUAGGCAGGGGAAAGUUUGCCAUAGUGAAAAUGUGCAUGGAGAAGAGCACAGGGACAGAGUAUGCAGCCAAGUUCCUGAAGAAGCGAAGGAAGGGUCAGGACUGCAGAGUGGAGGUGCUCCAUGAGAUCGCUGUGCUGGAGCUCACCAACACUAGCCACAGAAUUAUCAACCUGCACCAAGUCUACGAGACCCUGACAGAGAUGGUCCUGGUGCUCGAGUAUGCGGCGGGAGGGGAGAUCUUUAACCAGUGUGUUGCCGAGAGAGACGAGGCCUUCACCCAGGAGGAGGUCAAAUGGUUAAUGAGACAGAUCCUGGAGGGUGUGGCCUUCCUACACAGGAACAACAUUGUCCACCUGGACCUCAAGCCUCAGAAUAUCCUGCUGACCAGUGCCUGUCCUCUGGGGGAUAUAAAGAUAGUGGACUUUGGCCUUUCCAGAAGGCUGUGUCAGAACCAGGAGCUCAGGGAGAUCAUGGGCACACCAGAGUAUGUCGCCCCAGAGAUUCUAAAUUAUGAACCAAUCAGCACAGCAACUGACAUGUGGAGUAUAGGGGUGUUGGCCUACAUGAUGUUGACGGGGACUUCACCAUUUCUUGGAGAAGACAAGCAGGAGACUUUCCUCAACAUCUCCCAGAUCAACAUUGACUACACAGAGAAUGAACUCCAGGACCUCUCAGCCAUCCACUUCAUCCAGUCACUCCUCAUCAAAGAGCCCAGGUCUCGUGCCACUGCUGAAGAGUGCCUGAGGCAUCAUUGGCUCCAGGAGCAAGUCCAGAAGAAGACAGAAGAGAAUAUCACCAGUGAGAUCUGCCAACAGGAACAUGCCAAGCCUGCCCCCCCUUCCUCAUUAUCCUCAGAGGAGGAAGGUCCUGUGGUAGAGGAGCUGAUGGUAGUCGCAGCCUACACCAUAGGUCCGUGCCGGCCAAUGGUGCCCAACCCAGAGACUCUGUUUCCGGAUGCGAAGGCUGUCUCUAAGCGGUUCACGUUCGAGGAGCCACGCUGCUCCCUACAGAAGACCAUCUUCUGAUAGAAGGGUAGGCCUAUAAGCACUCCAACUGUAGAUGGGAUCUUUACUGAUUGAUUGUAAAUUGUUUACCACACACACACCAGUCUCCACUCACAAGCCAAACUAUGUCUGUCUGCAUCACAUUUUUAUUAAUUUUAAAACAAUUUUAAUGAACUCUGCCAUUCUUCCACAUUCGGUCAAUGUCGUUCAUGUUCUGCUUGUUUACCAUUAUUUUCCUAAUAUUCAUGCAGUACGUUCAGCUUUCAUGAGUACAAUUGUUCAUCAUAACUUCAAUUAAUCUAGCACUUAUUUCCAUGUCUUAAAUAUUUUGUUUUCACUGUGAAUAAAUAGUAAUGUCCUAAUUAAUCAAUCAUACAACAGUGCAAUAGAACACUAUGGGAGACAUUUUCUGGUCGCACAGAUUGUGUAUAGUACAACUGGAACCAAUGACUAAAUUCAUUUUUCCAAGUGCCGGCUAUAAAGAUAUGAUGGCUUUGUACUAAGCAAUUACAUUGUUAAUUUGCUCUUUACAGUACCUUCAUUCUCCUAAGGCAUGUACAUAUUGCUCAGGACAGCACUGUUUAUACUGUUUGUAAUGCAUAAAUGGCACUUAUUUCCUUGUACAAUGUAUGUAAAUGUCUUAAGGAUGUACAAAGCAUCAAUAAACAUUGGUCAAAGCAAUUAUAUUUCUGUGGUGAUUUUAAACCAGGAAGCAUCUUGUGUAUGCUGUUGUCAAAACAAGGUCCAAUGGUGUCCUGAAAGAAUGCAUGUCAAAGUGCUAUGGGUACAAGUCUGCGACUGACAUGGGGAGGCGGACGAGUGCAGCAGUUAUACCUUCAUCACACUAGUUCUGGUGAGUAGAUCAGGAAGACCAGUUUGGCUGUGUCAAGUCCUGUCUUAUCUGACAGUGGUGUGGUCUAAGCUUACCCUCUAGAGCACUGCCUGUUAAAUUCUGCCUAGCGCUGCCAGGGAGAAGACAAAGGUACUGUAUGCAUUAGGUCAAAUGACCUUCAUGUACUUAGACUGUAAGUCCACACUGACCUUCAAUGUAUCAAUCAAUCUCCUGUCUUUCUAUAGAAUAAUAUUGCCACUAGAAUAUUGAUAGCAAACAGUUAUGCUGCUAGUUGGCUCCCAUGUAGGAGGAAUGACCCCCAGAGAGCAGUAAAGUUCCACAUAGUUGUGCAGGUCAGACAGGUGGAUGUUGUGGACCUUCGGGGGGUGGUGCUCCCAGAAUGUCCAUGGCUGUCUGGUUGGCUUCCAGCUGCUCCAGGGCUAGACGGUGGUAGUC
Molecule: messenger RNA, 2747 nt
Organism: Oncorhynchus gorbuscha (pink salmon)
Lineage: Eukaryota; Metazoa; Chordata; Actinopteri; Salmoniformes; Salmonidae
Product: serine/threonine-protein kinase 17A-like
Exons: 7
Coding region: 302-1480 (392 amino acids)
Biological process (GO): intracellular signal transduction; protein phosphorylation; positive regulation of apoptotic process
Cellular component (GO): nucleus
Molecular function (GO): ATP binding; protein serine/threonine kinase activity
Source: RefSeq, a predicted model, not a curated record